Chelonia mydas (Green sea turtle) is the source of this 4027-nucleotide messenger RNA. It is a transcript of the gene CFAP210, whose product is annotated as cilia and flagella associated protein 210. NCBI's taxonomy places the organism in Eukaryota, Metazoa, Chordata, Testudines, Cheloniidae. The transcript has 9 exons. The coding region runs from base 47 to 1780 and encodes 577 amino acids. The record is from RefSeq and is a predicted model, not a curated record.
GUAAAUCAGGCCACUUAUAUAAAGAUGCAACCUAUGCUAAACAAUCAUGGCUACAUACAGUAUACUACUGUUGAAACUUGGUUUGUGCAAAUCUUGUUUAGAGGUUGAAGACCAGGCCCAGUGCACCAGGCAAAGGGCAAUUAGCAGAGAAGUGAUUUUAUCUAAAACAGCAAAUGGUUUAGAAGAAUAUAAUGUUCCAGAUAGUAUUUUUCUUCCAACUGGAGUGGAUCUGCGCCAGGUUACUGUUCUGCCAAAGGCAGAAUGGGUAAGGAUUCGAGACAGUGUUGACAGUGCAGCUAGAGAAGCAGCACGGAUUCAUGCAGAGAGGAAAGAACGGAAAGAUAUGCACUUACGUUCCAAAGCAGUUGUGAAAAACUGGCCCAACACCAUUGCAGGCCAGGCACAGAGGAAACUUAAAGCUAAAAAAUUGCGAGAAGAAAAGGAGGAAGAAGAAAGAAAACUACUUGAUCUGGAGGAAGCACAGUUUCAAGCAGCAAAGCGGAAGGAGGCCAUAGAACAGGCCAAAACUUAUCAAUAUUAUCAGAAUGAGAGAGUGAAAGGGUUACAUAAAGCACUUUUACUUACUGAGGUCCUAAAGGAAAGAGAUGCUCAGAUUGAAUUUAAAAAGACAAAGCCAGAUAUUUACAAAAAAAAGGAAGAAGAAAUGGAACGUGAGCGCGAAAAAGCUAUUCUUAAAGAACAGGAAAAGGCAUAUGAACGCUAUAUGAAUCGACAGGCACUUUGCAGAGACCAUCUGGAACAAAUAAAGGAACAUAAGCACCAGGCAGAAUUAGACAAAUUAAAGGCAAAAAAAGAAGGCGAAGAGAUUCAACGACUGACCAAGUUAUAUGAAUUGGAAGUGCAGAGAGAAAAUGAAAAGAAACUGGAGGAAAAACUUGAACAUAGGAAGAUGCAUUGUGCACAUGUUGCUGACCAGGAUAUUCUUAAAGCUGUAGAGGAACAAAAACAAGAAGAGGAGAAUGAUAAAAUUCGAGCUCACUUUAGAGCAAAACAAAAUAUGGCCAAACUGAGAAGAGAAAAAGAAGCUGAAAUGAACAGGUUAAUGCAGGAGCGUAGGGAUAUUACUAUUAACCGUCUAGCUGAACAAAUGAAACAGACAUUUGAGAGGAUAGAUGAACGUGUUGCUAGAGAUGUUGCAGAGAGAGAAGCUGAGUGGGAAAAAGAGCUCAAAGAGAAAGAAGAAAAAAACAAAGCUGAAUUGAAAUCAAUUGCAGAACACAGAGCCACCGUGAUAAAAAUGAAAGAAGAGAGAGAAAGAGAGGCGAGAUUAGAGGGUAAAGAAAAGCUUCAUGAACUAAUGGAAGCAGACCGCAUCUAUCUGGAAAUGGAGAAAGACAAGAAACGAAGAAAUCGCAAUGAAAACAUAAAAAUGCAAGAGACUCAAAUCCAGCAAAUGGUUGAAAAACGGGCAAAAGAACAGCAUGAGAAACAAGCAGAAUUGAACUAUGAGGCCCAGAAAGAAGUUAUUGCAAUUUGCAAGGAGCAGGAAUUUCAAGAAUAUGCAAAUCAAGUAAUUGCUUCAGAAUCCAAGACAGCCCGAAAUAUUUAUCCUCUUCUCAAAGCAGCAAAGGAAGGGGCAGGUGGUGGGCAUGGACCAGUUUACAGAGAAAGAGGAGGAAUAAGACCUAGUUACCAAGCACGAGAUAUCAAUGGCACUCAGCUACCUUCUUAUAAUUGUAACACUACUGAAGAAAUAAAAGAGCUAAAUACCAAUGGUAACAUCCAGCAAACUAAGGGAAGACUUGGUUUUACAUGGUAAAAAUAACUCUUUGGAGUCUUUACAAAAACAAGUCCAAUAAAUCGGUAAAUGAUCCAUGUUGUAUGAAACCCAUGAAAGGAACUAGAAAAGCCAUAAGUACUAUAUGGAACGUUGAUAGGGAUCCAAGUGUAUUUUCCUAAACAUUGAAAGUUGUAUUUUACCAAAGUCACUAUGUUAAAUCAAAUACAGAGGCAGAACUGAAUGAUGUACUGAAUGAUGUACUGAUAACCAGUGUAGAACCUUACUUUAUAUAAGGCUCAUAUUAAAAAAAUAGAAUAUUUUAGUUUCAAUUUUGUAAGUUUCAAGUUCAGUCUUUUACAGCUACUCUUGAGUACACUGUAAAGUGCUGCAUUUGGCUUCUUGCAUUGUUAUAAUCAGAGUGCUAAGGAAAAAAAUUAUCCUCAAAAGAUGCCAAAUACUUUUCAAAAGUGUACGAAAUACAUGAGAAUCAAAUACUAAAUAACAGAUAUGAAAAAAACAUUUAGUAUUGCUAAAAGUACUUUGAUACAAAUUUCACAUUCCACAUGAAAUAUUUCUUCAGAUUCCACUCUUUACUGAAUUUAAUCAAUCAGCAUCCAGAGCACUAGUUCAUUAUCAGUAUAUAAUUUCUUUUCUUUUCUCUUAAAAUCUGAAUCAACUCUUGCAACAAACUAAUAACUACCCUGCUGCUGUUACACAACUUAACUAUCGUAGGCCCAGCUUUCAUUAACAUAGUUUUACUAAAAGAACGAGGAGUCCUUGUGGCACCUUCGAGACGAACAAAUUUAUUUGGGCAUAAGCUUUCGUGGGCUAGAACCCACUUCAUCACUAAAUUAUUUCAUUACUAAGUUAUUCUGAGUACAAAAAAUACAUGCAAAACAGUUACAGCAAAGCGAACAUGUUGCACACACUCAGCUUAUAUGCCAUUUUCAAGGUUCUGUGUAAAAAUAUAUUAUCAGCUUAUUAUAUAGAAAACUAAGAGGUCACGAUCAUGGUGUGUAAGUACACCUACAUGUGAAGAAGAGGGCUCUUUGAUCUAGCACACAACAAGAGGCAUAAACAAGGUCCAGUAACUGGCAGUUGAAAUUAAAUAAACAAACUGGAAAUAAGGUGUAAAUCUUUAACACUGGAACAAUUUAUCAAGGUAUAUAGUGGAUUCUCCAUCACUUGAAGUCUUUAAUUUAAGAAUGGAUACCUUUUUAGAAGAUAUGCCAUAAUUCAAGCAGCAGUUACAAGCUUGCUACAGGAAUUACUGUGGCACUAAAUGGUCUGUAUGCUUUUAUGCAGUAGGUCAGAUUAGAUGCUCCUAAUGAUUCUUUCUGGCCUUGCAGUCUGUGAAAAAGGGUUAGAUGCUUACAGACCAAUCACUGCAAGGUUCCCUACAAACAUGCUGUCUGGUACAACAUUUUAUUUUAAAAAAUCUGAAUCAUACAUUUAUAUAAAUUCUAUUCUACUAUGUUUAAUGUGUCAAUAUUGGAAAUUUGAUUGCAAACAUGUAAUGCUUAAUGUAGAUGACUAUAGAUAUAUACACAGCUUGCAAUAUAAGGCCCUGAUCCAGCAAAACACUUCAAUACAUGCUUAGUAACUCAGAACAUGAACACAAUAGUUCUGAUGACUUAAAUGGAAAUAUUCACUGUUUAAAGGUCAGCAUAUGCGUAAGUGCUUUGAUCGAUUGGGAAAAAUGUAAUUUGCCUGUAUUUCUAGUGCAGCAGGAGCCAUAUUGUGGUAAUAUAUCCUUGUAUUUGUUUUUGCACAAGUUUAAGUGUUAUCAGCAGGAGAGUAUGUGCUGCAGUGUAAAUUCCACCCUUUGAUCAACUGCUGCUGCAAAGAGAGCACAGACGCAAAAGACAGCAAAGAAUAUUGUUUGGAGCUAUCUAACAAAAAUCCUGCCAUUUAAAAAAGAACAUUCUCUACAUGUAAAUGUGUAUUUUUAAUACACACAUUCUGAAUCACGUUAUAUCCCUGUUGUAACUAUAACACAGAAGCAAGGUCCAAACAACUUGAAAGUAGAGCUUUUUAACUUGUAAUUUCUUUGCUUUGGUUGAGUUGGUUCUUUAACUUUUAUAAUGUAGGCACUGUUUAUAUCUAAUCUUCCAUUCCAAACCUAUUUCUUCUCCAUCCUGCUAAUUUUUGCUUGGAACAACUGAUUUGUUUGCAAAUUGUGAUGCUUAAAAUAGGGAUAUAGAGAAUUUUUCUGAAAAACUGGAAUGUGUCAGAUUCAAAAUUUCUUUUACCACUUCAUUAAAUCAUUAGUUGGGGCUUAUUAUC